Morus notabilis is the source of this 1297-nucleotide messenger RNA. Its product is annotated as putative glucose-6-phosphate 1-epimerase. The record is from RefSeq and is a predicted model, not a curated record. Gene Ontology annotation, molecular function: isomerase activity; carbohydrate binding. The coding region runs from base 150 to 1085 and encodes 311 amino acids. The transcript has 10 exons. Lineage: Eukaryota; Viridiplantae; Streptophyta; Magnoliopsida; Rosales; Moraceae. Gene Ontology annotation, biological process: carbohydrate metabolic process.
AAAAGAAAAAAAAAAAAAAAAAAAAAAAAACUGAGAAUCAUAAGAAUAUCCGAAUUUUAACAAGCACAAAAAUGGCGACGGCUUAAACAACAACCGAAUCACCAAGCCUCCCACAAGCUCAGCAAAGCAGAGACGUUUUGCCGAGAAAGAUGGCGAUGAUUUCUAUGCCCAUUUCGCUCCCUACUCCGACCCGUUUAACUUUUCGCAGAGUCAACCGGCACUCCGGUGUUGCCUUUGCAAGCCUGAGCAAAGAGAGGUCUUUGGGAGUGAGGCUCACUGAAGGAGAAGAAAACUUGCCCAAAGUCGUUCUGACCUCUGCUGAGGGUAGUGAGGCUGAUAUAUACUUAUUUGGAGGUUGCAUUACAUCUUGGAAACUCCCAAAUGGCAAGGACCUCCUUUUCAUUCGGCCUGAUGCUGUCUUCAAUAAGAAGAAACCAAUCAGUGGAGGUAUUCCACAUUGUUUUCCACAGUUUGGACCUGGUCAGAUGCAGCAGCAUGGAUUUGCAAGAAACGUGGAUUGGUCAAUUGUUGAUUCCGAAACUGUGGAAGGAAAUCCCGUCGUAACUUUAGAGCUUAAGGACAGGCCUUACAGUCGUUCCAUGUGGGAUUUCAGCUUUCAGGCUUUAUACAAGGUAUUGCUGAAAUCGCGCAGCCUUUCGACCGAACUUGUUGUUACAAACACAGACAACAAGCCAUUCUCAUUUAGUACUGCCCUGCACACGUACUUUAGCGCUUCUGUAACAGGGGCAUCGGUUAGAGGGUUAAAAGGCUGCAAAACACUAAAUAAAGUCCCUGAUCCAAAGAAUCCACUGGAAGGCAAGGAAGAAAGGGACGUGGUCACUUUUCCUGGAUUUGUGGAUUGCAUAUACUUGGAUACUCCUAGUGAGUUGCAUCUUGAUAACGGAUUAGGGGAUGUAAUAUCUAUCAGAAAUACAAAUUGGACCGAUGCUGUGUUGUGGAACCCACAUCUGCAGAUGGAAGCCUGCUAUAAGGAUUUUGUCUGUGUGGAAAAUGCUAAGAUUGGAAAUACCCAGUUAGAGCCUGGACAAUCUUGGACUGCAACUCAGCAUCUUAGCACCAACUGAACUGUGUCAAUUUUGUAGAAAUAUGUCACUCUUGCCUUUCUUCUUGUUUGUUUUUUUUUCCUCUCCUUUUCGGCUGCCUUGCUUUGUAUUUUCUGCAGCUCUAUAGUUACAAAAUCAAAUUAUUGGUCUGGCAAAGGCAUAAUCAUUCCCGUUAAUAUAUCAUGUACUGGAAUAAUGUUUGUUAUUACAUUCUGAAAGAACAAUGCAAUUCA